AUGUGACAUCAUGCUACGGAAGUUUAGCCGUGUUUGUGAGCAGAGGCGUGCGGCCCUAGCUUCCCUGUCACCGGCGUGAGAGAGAGAAUAGAUCAUAUUUCAAAAAAGCCUGUCCUUGUUGUACGACAACUUCCAUUGUAUGUAAUUCAUUAUCGCUUUUGACUGAUUGCGGUCAAACAUGGGAGCAAACAGUAGUACACGCCGUGUUUCAUUCGAGUCGGAUGAGAAUGACAACAUCACAGUUGUGAAGGGCAUACGGCUCUCCGAGAAUGUCAUCAACCGCAUGCGAGAGCCCCAGGCCCCAGUGAUGACCCCCACCCCUCCACGGACCCCCUCCCCUCCCCUUGUAGCCGACCCCACCCCUUUCCUCCUCCCCAUCUCUCCCCCUUUUGACCCCAUCACCUCAUUGCCACCCUUUCCAGCACCCAUAGAGCCCAUUGCUCCACCUCCACUCUCUGCCCCUGAGCCAGUGGCUCCCCCUUCACCCUCCAUGAUGGAACAGCCCCCAGUGGAACCAGUUGCACCCCCUCCUCCUGCCCCAGAGCCAGUAGCAGUUGUUGCCCCCCCUCCACCUCCUCCUGCCCCAGUGGAGCCAGUUGCCCCCGCUCCUCCUGCCCCAGAGCCAGAAGCAGUGGCUGCCCCACCACCACCACCACCUUCAGUAGCACCAUCUGGUGACGAGGAGGAGCUGAGGAGGAGGAUCACACAGGAGCUGCAGCAGGGUCUGGAGGAGGAGCGCGGCAGAGCAGAGCAGGAGCUGCAGGCCUGGCUGCAGCAGGAACAGAGCCAGGCCCAGGCGCUGGCCCAGGCGGAGGCUCAGGCUCAGGUCCCUGACGAGGUGUCUCGUCUCCUGGCCGUGGAGCGGGCCGGAGCCCAGCAGAGCCUCCAGCAGGCCGUCCUCAGAGAGAGGCUCUCCACCGAGGACGAGAGAGUCCGCGCCCAGCUCUACGAGAUUGGACGGAAGGCCAGGCAGCUGGAGACCAGAGAUGCAGAGCUGAAAAAACAAGAAGCGUUCUACAGAGAGCAGGUGGCCAAGCUGGAGGAGAGGAGUGCUCAGUUCUACAAGGUCACCACAGAGAACUACCACAAGGCUGCUGACCAAGUCAACACCAAGUUCAAGCGCUAUGAGACCAGUCCAGUGUGUGUUGACCUGCAGGGCCAGAUCCUGAAGUGCUACAGAGAGAACACAGGAAGGACGCUGCAUUGCUCCAACAUCGCCGCCCUCUACCUGCAGUGUGUCAACAACGCUAAACAGAGUGGGGACUAUGUGCAUGCUCCAUCAUGGGCGACCGACAUAACAAGCUGAGGACCGGGGGUUAAGACGCCCCUUGCUGGAGUUAGUGAGAGGGAGCCAUGGCGUGUAUAGUGUGGCAUUACCGUUAACCGACUGGCUGUCGACCGUUUAUCGAAUGUAGAGAAGUCAGCACCACGAGACUCACCGUCAAACCUGAGGAGAACCAGAACCAGAACCUGACCAGCGACCACCAGAACCCUGCCCCCCCCGAGAGAACCAGAGAGAUGGACACCUCUUGUACAACCCCACCACCCUGUCCUACCUUCUACUGUCCUGUCUCCUCUACACCACCCCCAACCUAACCCCAGCCCCCCCACCCCCCCCGCCUGUGUCUCUCCCACCCAGACCAGGGGUCCACAGGAGCUCAGAGAUGCAGCUCCAACACCGGACUGGCGGCCAUUUUGAAGAUACCAAGUCAGGGAAGAGAUGGGGGGGAGAGCUGGUCUGAGCCGGGUCCAGCACAGCGCCAGAUCCAAGUCCGUCCCAGCCACCAAAACGGACCGAACCACUACCACCGUACCCACUCACCCCCGCCGCAAGCUUCCACUUGGACUAGUCCACCCACUUCACAACAAACAAACACCUCUAUGAAAAUAAAGUCUAUCCACAACCCAUGCACAUCCAUGCCACUCUGCUUAUCAGGCUAUGACCCCACCCUAUUGCACUUUCCCACACACACUCUCUAGAUCUCUGUGUCUGAAAGCGUGUGUGUGUUCUGUUGAUAUUGUAUCUGCUUGUUGUGUUUCCAUCCCCCCCCAUCAGUCGCACCCCUUCUGAUAACGUCUGAUCAGAGAAAAUAAAGAAAUCAGGCCAGUA
This is a messenger RNA of Osmerus eperlanus (European smelt), 2110 nucleotides long. It is a transcript of the gene chchd3a, whose product is annotated as coiled-coil-helix-coiled-coil-helix domain containing 3a. Gene Ontology annotation, biological process: inner mitochondrial membrane organization. The record is from RefSeq and is a predicted model, not a curated record. Gene Ontology annotation, cellular component: MICOS complex; mitochondrion. Lineage: Eukaryota; Metazoa; Chordata; Actinopteri; Osmeriformes; Osmeridae.